Diaporthe amygdali is the source of this 687-nucleotide messenger RNA. Its product is annotated as import inner membrane translocase subunit tim-21. The coding region runs from base 1 to 687 and encodes 228 amino acids. Gene Ontology annotation, cellular component: TIM23 mitochondrial import inner membrane translocase complex. Gene Ontology annotation, biological process: protein import into mitochondrial matrix. NCBI's taxonomy places the organism in Eukaryota, Fungi, Ascomycota, Sordariomycetes, Diaporthales, Diaporthaceae. The record is from RefSeq and is a predicted model, not a curated record. The transcript has 2 exons.
AUGAAGACAAUCGCAACCGCGUCAAUCUUGCGGCCGGCCACCCUCCUCAGCAGCUGUCACCCUGUGCUUCCUCCGCUCGCCGUGCGGAGGAACUAUGCGACGCGGGGAGGCUCCUCGAAACGGCGCUCAGUGACCCCCUUCAACGAUGACGGGCACGUGCCAUGGACCCAGCUGUCAGGAGCCGAGAAGACUGCCAGGGCAGCGCAGCAAUCCUUCAACUUCGGCUUUAUCUUGGUCGGCGUUGGCCUGACCGGUGUCGUCGGCUAUUUCCUCUUCACAGAGGUCUUCUCGACUGAGAGCAAGACCACUUAUUUUAACCGUGCCGUCGACCGGAUAAGGACGGACCACCGAUGCCUUGAGCUGUUGGGAGAUGGCAAGAAGAUCAAGGCGCAUGGCGAGGAGACUCACAACAGGUGGGCAAGGUCGAGACCAAUUGCGUCCUCGGAGCGGACAGACCCGCAAGGGAAUCACCAUCUCCUGAUACACUUUUACCUGGAGGGCCCACGCAACAGGGGCUCGGCGCAUAUACAUCUGAUCAGAUAUGCUGGGCACAGUGAGCAUGAGUAUAAGUACUUUUAUGUCGAUGUCAAGGGCCAUCAGAGAGUAUAUCUUGAGAACGCCGAUGCCAAGUCGCAAGAAGAUGGAGGCAGAGGAGGGACAAAGCUCUUCGGCAUCAAAUGGAGUUGA